UCUCUGUGUUCUGUCAGACGGGGAUUCACAGCACUGGAGGAGCGUGGAGCGAGUGGAGCGUCUCUUCUCCGGGUGUUCUCCCCCGCCAAACUGUUGAAUCCAGCUCUUCAGGAUGACAGGGAUCAGAGUGUGAUCAAACCGGACGCAAGCUUGUCGGUCCCACACUGGACCUUCUCCGUGCUCCAGCUAGUUCCCUCCAGGAGUCCCGAGCAGCAGCAGCAGCAGCCAUGUGAGAGGAGCCAGCGAGCGAUGUCCAUGUCCAGCUGAAGCUGAUCUGCCCCCUUCGCCCCCCAUGAGUGAGAGAAGAUGACUAUCACCAGUCGACAGUCCUUCAAUGUCCUGACGGUCAUCUUCCUGCUGCUGUCCACCGCAGCUCUCUCCGCUCACUACCGGGUGUGUGAACCCUACUCCGACCACAAGGGGCGCUACCACUUCGGCUUCCACUGCCCUCGCUUGUCCGACAACAAGACCUACAUGUUCUGCUGUCACCACAACAACACAGCCUUCAAGUACUGCUGCAACGAGACAGAGUUCCAGAUGAUCAUGCAGGUCAACCUCACCAGCACCUCCGACGGCUACGCCCACAACAACUACACGGCCCUGGUGGGAGUCUGGAUCUACGGCUUCUUCGUCGUGGUUCUGCUGGCGCUGGACUUCCUCUACUACUCCGCCAUUAACUACGAACUCUGCCGGGUCUACUUGGAGAAAUGGGGUUUGGGGGGCCGCUGGCUGAAUAAGGCUCGGAGUCAGUGGCAGCGCUCCAUGCAGGAGGAGAGCGAAGCUCCGCCCCCGCCCAUGAGCUCGGGUCACUACCAGCCCAGGCACAGUCUCCGCGGCGAGAGCCACAGUCCCACGCUACUGCCCUACAACACCUCCACGGCAUGAAAGCUUUGCGGGGAUGACCAGCGGACUGUUUUCCAGAGGAGAGACCCCAGGCCCCCCCCCACUGGGCCGGCCGGACUGUAGCCCACUGUGACGACUGCCCCUCCUUCACAAGCACACCACGCAGUAGCGCUGUGACAUUUAAAAGCCUCGGCCGUGAGAGGACUCCUGGACACACAGCUGCUUUGAAGCAGUGACACCCAGCUCUCCGGCGAUCCCUGAGGAGCCCGGCCAACUCUGAGCUGCGAGCGAGACGAACUUCCUGUUUUUAUCGUUAGGAGAUGUUUUCACUGCCGUGUCCGUGAAUGUUCAGUAGCAGUUAGACACGUCGGUGAUUUAUUUAUGUGGAGUAGCGAGCGGACGCCAGGACUUCCCAACAUGAAUCCAGAUGCUGAGUGCGCUCGUGAUAAAGCCGCUGUUCUUUUCACUUCUUGUGUCGUAAAUGUCCGAGCGGACGGAAACUGUAGAGCUUAUGUCUGUUUUCCUUCAGCGGAGCAUAAACGAGGAUCAGGGACGCCUUCACACAAGUCAGACCUUAACCUUCGACCCCGGAGACAAGAACAUUCCUUCAGAAGUUAGCGUGUGUUGCCAUGGUAACCUCAUCCAUCGGCUCAUUUGGCCUCAUUACCAGAGCUCGGCUCUACAAGCAAUAUGAUGCAACUGAACACUCACUUCACAGCGAGGUAGAAGAGCAGCGCACAGAAAUGUGUCUCAUGUUUCAGAACAACAGCUGGGGGCGCUCUCCUGGUUUCCUGCCCUGUUAGUCUUAACCACCACGCUAACGCCCAGCUCCCCCGACCACAGUGAGAGCAGUCUGAUCAUGCUGAUAUUAGCGCAGCGUUCUUCUUGUUGCUCAAGAAGUCAAACCUGGUCCACACUCAGAGAGACUCAAAUCCCACUUGAGUCUUAAGAGAAUUGAUUCAUCAUGUGUGAAAAAAAAAGUUCAUAGUGCUUCACGGUACCAUAGGAAGCAGCACCAUCACGCUAAAUACUGUGGAUGAGCCCUACUCAAAAGCCUGAAGUAGAAACUUGAAGUUUUCAUCGUGGGUCAGCUGGACGCCAGAUCAUGACAAACACUAAAUCUCUGAACAGUGUCGCCGAUGCUUGUCACUAACAACAUCAUGUUUUCGCUCCUCAAGACAGACAAGCCUGACUGAGAUCUGAAUGCAAUCUGUUCACAAUCUGUUCCACAUAAAUCAGAAGCCACAACAACUCUGACUGACAGACGUUUGAUCGGGUUUCUGCUCCACUCAAGCUGUUAUUCAAGUGCUGUAGCAAUCGGUGACAUCGUAACUCCAUUUUUACUGCCUGAUCGCAAGCAAUAUUUGUUUAGGAAUUAACUACUCAGCUGCAAUACUUGUUUAUCAACACGCCUUCUGACAGCAUUGACCACUCGCAACCGCACGAAGGUACCGUUGUUGACGACGAGAUGCCUUUAGCACAGCUAGUUAGCAUAGUUCGCCUUAACAUGUCCGUGUUCACUCAUGCAAUUCUUUUUCUAGGAGGACAGAAGAGUCAAUACGAUUGGGCAUCGUUUUUCUCUGAGGCUCAAAUCGGUUUCAUUUUACUUACUCCCCUUACUUCCUGUCCAACCACUACAAGAGGCGGGACUUAACUCAAUGACUAGCAAAGCUCCGUCCACCAGUGGGAACCAUUAGCUGUCAUGACAGUCCUCUGUCACAGUCUGGGGUUUGUGUUAGGUGUCAACUUAGAAUGACAUUUGUUAUACUAUCUGUUAGCUGUUGUUAGCACACGUCUGCACUUCAAGGAGCUGGUUUGAUUCCUGGUCUGUGAACCAAUCACAUGCAAGUCUCGCGACUUGUGAGAUAUGGAUAACCCCGACAUUUCACAUGAAAACAAAAAUGGCAAUUAUAAAGCCUCAGGUCCACAAGGCACCAAAAGGCAGCAAGUUGAGAAUUAAUUCAGUGAUAUUACUGGGAAGACGACGGAGCCCUGGAAGUGACAUGCAUGCGUUUAUUUGUUUUGGAUGUGGCGUGCCUGACUUUAUUUUUUUUUUGCCCGAGUUAUUAUUAUUAUCUCGAGAUAUUUGUUAUCUCGUGAUAAUGCGUAUCUCGCGAUAACAGUUAUCUCAAGAUAAUAUUUAUCUCAAGAUACAAUCGUAAAUGUCACCGCAUGCGUAACUGCCUCUCUGGCAAAGCAUUUUGUAUACGUCCUCUUGGAACCACUAUGUCUCCCAUGGCUUUGUAACUGUUCGUCAACAUUGUCAUUGUCUGUCUGCGUUUCUAACACUCUGAUCAAGUGCUCUCUACUUAAAAUAAUACCACAUGUGGCUAAGCUAUAUGUAUCACGCGUCCCUGGACGCAACAUGCAUGACUUUAUUUUUUUUUCUUUCCCGAGAUAAAAAUUUUCUUGCGAUAACUGUUAUGUCGGGAUAAAAAAAAUAAAGUCAUGCAUGUCACGUGGUAUUAUUUUGAGUAGAAGCCACUUGAUCUGACUCUUAAAAGCGGACAGACUUUACCGUCGCCAAUAUUCUGACUUGCAGACAGCAAGAUAAAAAUGAUCUGGAGAUACUAAUUAUCACGAGAUAACAGUUAUCACAAGAUAACUGUUAUUUCGGGCUAAAAAACAAACGCACGUCACUUCCAGGGCUCCGUAGAAGACAUACCCUUUUCAUGGAAACCUCUAUGACGGCAUCGUGGUUACUACACAGGCACGAGUGUGCACAAAUUUAAGGCGUCUCACUGAGAGAACAGGGCGUCCUAUUUCUCAUGUUGGGGCCACCAGGACGCCCUGAUGCCUCCCCAGCAAAGCCUGCCCAAGGUGGACACAGACAUCACAUUAUAAACAUGGGAAAUGUUCCAGUCAAAGAGAGUGAGUCUCACAUCUCGCCCACGCCGUGCUCUCUCAUUAUCCUUUGAUCAGCUGACACACACCUUCUGGAGCCAACACCUAAAUCACAUCUAAAGAGAGACUCAAAUGUUCCUCUCCUCUGUUCGCGUAGCGCCGGCAUCAUCACGUAGUUAACAGCAAUAAUAGUCACAUUUACAGAGCCGUUCCAGCGAGUUCCUUCUGCUUCAAGUGGCCAAAGUUUAAUUGCUAGUGUCCCCAAGCGGAGAAAUAAUUGGCCUGCAGACCAGCAGCGGCCGCACUCUCUCCCCGGGGCUUCCUCCUUAUUUCCAGCAGCAGCGGCGGCGGAGCAGGGCGGGGUUCCCAUCAGGUGCAGCAGUACAAAGGAAAUGUAAUUGGUCCUUAGUUCCCAGAUCUGUGUUGCUCUUCAGGACUCUCUGUGUUUCUCUCAUCACUUGCGGUCGCGUCGCCGUGUUCUGCGAUUCCAAAGUGGUUUUGUGACAUUGACUUUGUUUCCUGGCCUCGUGUGACAUGAACCCGCCAAAGCCUCUUCUGGCAAGAGUGGGGAAGGAGAGCACACAUCAGUCUCUCCGGGUUGUCAUGGUAACCGUUGCCUUACACUUCACGUUCCGCCUGUCUACAGAACCCAUCAUGGCGGAUACCUCACUGGGUCCGUCGACUGGAGACUAGAUAAACGCCGGGGUCCAGUUUCAGUGGGAUUGUACUUGCACUUGUUGACUUUGUAUCGUACGACAACAGGGAGAAAUAAAGUUUAUCUUUUGCAGUGUGUUUAAGCCCUGCAGC
Synchiropus splendidus (mandarinfish) is the source of this 4494-nucleotide messenger RNA. It is a transcript of the gene shisal1b, whose product is annotated as shisa like 1b. Bases 307 to 885 code for a protein of 192 amino acids. The record is from RefSeq and is a predicted model, not a curated record. Lineage: Eukaryota; Metazoa; Chordata; Actinopteri; Syngnathiformes; Callionymidae. The transcript is spliced from 5 exons.